AAAGGAGUAUAGCUUUUUGUCUUUAAUGGGCCUAAUUAUGCUUAAGACCUUUAGAGCUGUUUGGUUAAGUUCUGAUUAGGUGUUUCUGGGAUGUAACGUUUACAGCCAUCCAUACAAAAAGGGAUGCGUUUAAAGGCUGGUCACGUGGUUAAGAAAAAAAGAAAAGAUAAGAAAAGAAACAAACUAAAGCAUAAAAUAACAGUCACGUUUUCAGAGGCUUCAAAGUUGCAUCAGUGUUUAUAUGUUUUCCCACUUUCUCUCUCUUGAUUGAAGAAAUGCAUGGAUUCUAUCCCAUCCAUCACCUCCACCCCUCCCCUCACUCUCCAAACACAGGAGCGGGUAACGGUUCAUCUCUAGCCCACUCUCUCCUGUGGCACCGUGCUGGACAGAAACUUGUGCUGCCGACUCGUUGCUUCACGGUCACAUCACGCAGAUUGUUUUUGUUUUGUUUUGCCAACCAGAAAGUGUUGUGUCGCUGUUGCCUCUCGCGGCGGAGAUGAAUCAGUCGAACGGAUACUGCAGCGCGUAAAAGUUGUGGAUGCUUACUUUUGCGCACCAGCAUUUGGAAGACUGUUUUGUCUCCAGAAGUUGCAGCAGAACACGAGAGAAGGCGAAAUUCUUCCCUCUGCAAAAAUAUCGCCCGCAAGCAGGCUGGAAGACCAUCAGCUCCGGAGAACGCCGCGAUUCCGCAGAGCGCAGAUGAUCGCAACUGGUGUUUGUGGCGUCGCGCUGGUGCUGGUGCUGGUGGUUCUGAUCCCGGUCAUGGUGAACACCGCCGGGACUCCCGCGCGAUAUGAGAUGCUCGGAUCCUGUCAAAUGGUGUGCGACUCUCACGGGACGGCGGCCACGGCCACAGCCAAGGCGACCAACCCGAUCAAAGACAACCGCCUCGUUCAGUCGCUCCCGACGUUCAUCCAAGGUCCCCAGGGAGAGCCGGGGCGCGUCGGGAGGAUGGGUCCGAGGGGUCCAGGUGGAGAGCCAGGGCCACCAGGACCCGCUGGCCCGCCCGGAGAGAGAGGGGCGCCGGGCCCUCCGGGUCUCCCGGGAGCGCCCGGAGCGAACGGGCCCAACGGCGCAAUCAGCGCAGCCACUUACAACACCGUGCCAAAGAUUGCGUUCUAUGCAGGACUGAAGAAGCAGCACGAAGGAUAUGAAGUGCUGAAAUUCGACGACGUGGUCACAAAUCUUGGUAACCACUACGACCCCUCCACAGGGAAAUUCACCUGCUCGAUACCCGGGAUUUACUUCUUUGUUUACCAUGUGCUGAUGCGAGGCGGAGAUGGAACGAGCAUGUGGGCUGAUCUCUGUAAAAACAACCAGGUGAGAGCCAGCGCCAUCGCCCAGGACGCCGACCAGAACUACGACUACGCCAGCAACAGUGUCGUCCUCCACCUCGAGCCCGGGGACGAGAUCUACAUCAAGCUCGACGGCGGGAAGGCGCACGGGGGCAACAACAACAAGUACAGCACCUUCUCCGGCUUCAUGCUGUACGCCGACUGAACGCACAGGACACGCUCCACAUUAACGCUUUGCUUCACCGCCCAUGCUCGAUUCAAUGUCAGUUGGAUUAUUAGAGACAGAGCUCACCCCCCCCCUCCCCCUUCCCUUCCCCCCUCAUUGUGCAAAAGAGUCCAGGGAGAUGUGGAGGACGUCACGCGAAAAAAAAAAAAACUUGCACUUUGCAACGAAGAGCUUAACCGUGUAAUUACAGAGUAAUAACGCCCCAUGAUGAAUUUUAACGUGUACAGCACUCAAGUGUUUCCCUUUGUCAGAUUGAUUAGUGUCGCUAUUGUACCCCGAAUGAACUGUUAUGCUUUACAAAUUAAGUCUGCUGACAUGUCAAACAUACUGUAGCUGCUGUGGUUCCAACACAUACUGGGGUGGGUCAAUGUACUGACCUUCAUCACCCCAUUAUUAUACUCACUAAUCACCACUCUGUUCACAGUGUUGUUGGUCGUGCGUGUGCUUUUUAUUUUUUCCAAAAAGGAAUAUCAGACAUGUGUUGCAUUGUUCUGAGUGGAAAUGUAAAAAGCCGUAGUGAUGCAUGUGUGAUUAUACAAACAAACAAACAAACAAAAGAUGAAGAACAUGGCACUGAAUGUGUAAAGGGGCUGUUCUGAUGUUCACAUUGAAGCACUGUCACCACAAAACGAUCAGAGUAACUCAUUUUUCUUGUCUCAAUAUGACAGCUGGUUUGGUUGGGUGGGUGGGUGGAUGGGUGGGGGUGGAGGGGGCAGCAGGGUGGUCUGGUGGUUAGUCACCGUCACGAAACUGGACGUUCACACUGACACAAAUGUUUUCCUCCAUCGAUCCGUCCAGACAAGAACUGUCAGGCGGCUGCGACGUACAAUUAAAUCCUUUCCCCAAAGUCCCCCGCUACUCUAAUCCUCUCCGAAAAAAAAAAAAAAGAAAAAAAGAAAAAAAAAAAAAAAGAUGAA
Acanthopagrus latus (yellowfin seabream) is the source of this 2438-nucleotide messenger RNA. It is a transcript of the gene c1ql3b, whose product is annotated as complement component 1, q subcomponent-like 3b. Gene Ontology annotation, molecular function: protein binding. NCBI's taxonomy places the organism in Eukaryota, Metazoa, Chordata, Actinopteri, Spariformes, Sparidae. The record is from RefSeq and is a predicted model, not a curated record. Bases 700 to 1500 code for a protein of 266 amino acids. The transcript is spliced from 2 exons.